AUGCUGAGGAAAUGUCCUUUGAAGCUGACAAAAGAAGAAAAUAAGGGCUUUCACUACUACAAGCCCGGAGACUACCUGAUCACUGGAAUAACAUCUAAAAUAUUUUCUGUAUAUUACCCUUAUGAUUUCUCCAAGUCACCGACUCACAAAUUGAAAAGUAUGAAGACGAGCUUCUUCCACAUCCUGUCCUUCCUCUUUGCUGUUCAUGAAAUCAACCACAAUCCAAAGCUCUUACCCAACAUCACCUUGGGCUACAGCAUCUAUCAGACUUUUUUCAAUGCAAGGAUAACCUAUGAGGCCAUGAUGGACCUGCUAUCUACAGGGCAGGAGAACGUCCCAAACUACAGUUGUGGAAGACAAAAGAACCUGCUGGCAGUUCUUGAAGAGAUGGAUUCCGAACUCUUUGAUCAUAUUUCUACUUUCUUGGGCCUCUACAAAAUUCCACAGAUCAACUAUGGUGUUAUCAGCCACAUUCCUGAGCAAAAUCAUCGUUUUCCUUUUUUCUACCGGAUGACCCCAAAACAAGAACCUCCUUACUCAGCCAUUGUCCAGCUGCUCCUGCAUUUCCGAUGGACGUGGAUCGGCCUCCUUUCUCAGGACAAUGAAAGAGGAGAAAACUUUAAAAGAAGCUUGGAAACUCUAGCUACAAAGAGAAGGACACAAUAUUACAACUACAAUUUAUAUGCCCUCACUGUCGAACAGUUUGGAAAGAAAGUGUUCCAAUGUUUCUAUGCAAAGCCUGUGCUUUCUAAGAAAGUUUGGGAAAGAUGCACAGAAAAAGUAAGCCAGGAACUUCCACCCCAUGAUGUGGUUGCAAGAGUCCUGUCUGAGGAUGGCUCCAGUAUUUCCAAAGCAACACAAGCUGUGGCCUCAGUCUUCAAUGCUGUCUCUUCUUCCCAAAUGAGCAAGAAGAGUAUGCAUGUUGGAAACAAUCAGUCACCCCAGAUUGUACAGCCAUGGCAGCUUCAUCAAUUCAUGAGAAACUUCCAACUUCACAAUGUUUCCAGGGAUGGGGUUUAUUUGGAUGAAAAUGGAGUUCCUGCUGCUGACUUUGAUAUCAUACACUGGACAGUUUUUCCCAACAAGUCGACUGCUGGGGUGAAAGUUGGGAGUGUAGAAAGAGAAGCCUCCUCGGAAGUCAAGGUCUCUAUCAAUCAGGGUGCCAUCCAAUGGCCAACAUCAUUUAACAAGAUGAUGCCUUCUUCUAGAUGUUCAGAAAGUUGUUACCCAGGAUAUGCCAAGCUCUUAAGAGAGGGAGCACCAAUUUGUUGCUAUGACUGUUCUCUGUGUAUGGAAGGAACAUUUUCUAUACAAGAAGAUGCAGCCCAUUGUGAAAAGUGUCCAGAUGAUCAGUAUUCCAAUAAGAAGAGAGAUCAAUGUGUCCCCAAGGUUAUAACUUUCCUGUCCUAUAAAGAAAAUUUGGGUCUCAUCCUGGCUCUCUUUGCCAUUUCCUUAUCCAUAACUACUGCCUUUGUUCUGGGAAUCUUCAUUAAGUACCGAGAAACCUCCUUGGUAAAAGCCAAUAAUCGGGACCUCACCUACGUUCUCUUGAUCUCCCUCCUGCUUUCAUUUUUGACCUCUCUCCUAUUCAUUGGCUGCCCCAACACAGUGACCUGCCUUCUUCGACAAACCUCCUUUAGCAUUGUUUUCUCAGUUGCCGUGUCUUCCUUACUGGCCAAGACUGUCAUGGUGGUGGUGGCAUUUCUGACCACAAAACCAGGCAGCAGGAUGAAAAAAUGGCUGGGGAAGAGUCUGUCCAAUUCAAUUGUCUUGUCCUGUUCUGGGGUUCAGGUGAGCAUCUGCCUUAUAUGGCUGGGAAAUGCCCCCCCAUUUGCUGACUCUGACCUACAUUCCCAACCAGGUCAGAUCAUUCUACAGUGUAAUGAAGGCUCUGUUGCCAUGUUCUACAAUGCCCUUGGCUACAUGGGCUUUCUGGCUAUCAUCUGCUUCAUAGUGGCUUUCUUAGCCAGAAAACUCCCAGGGACAUUCAACGAAGCCAAGUGGAUCACUUUCAGCAUGCUGGUUUUCUGCAGUGUUUGGAUCUCCUUUGUCCCCACUUACCUGAGCACCAAAGGGAAAUACAUGGUAGCUGUGCAGAUCUUCUCCAUCUUGGCCUCCAGCCUGGGUUUAAUGGGCUGCAUUUUUAUCCCCAAAUGCUUCAUUAUUAUCCUGAGACCUGACAUGAAUACCAAGAGGCAUCUAAUAAUGAGAAACUAG
Molecule: messenger RNA, 2217 nt
Organism: Thamnophis elegans (Western terrestrial garter snake)
Lineage: Eukaryota; Metazoa; Chordata; Lepidosauria; Squamata; Natricidae
Product: vomeronasal type-2 receptor 26-like
Exons: 7
Coding region: 1-2217 (738 amino acids)
Biological process (GO): G protein-coupled receptor signaling pathway
Cellular component (GO): membrane
Molecular function (GO): G protein-coupled receptor activity
Source: RefSeq, a predicted model, not a curated record